AAAGAGUAAAGUAAUAGACACCCGAGGCGAGGAGUACUUCUAAACAAAUUGUUGUCUCCCUGAAUUCUUCCCUCAGUCAAUUCCCUUCUCCAUACUCCUUCUUCUUCUUCACCGUAACACUGCAACAACAGAAAAAAUUAAGAAUGGAAGCUGCAACAUUAUCUUCUUCAUCUCCCAAUGUUGCAGUGAACAAACCAACGCUAACACCAAAAUCCAUAAUAUACCAGAAAUUUGGUAAUAAAGCAUGUUAUAAGAUAGAAGAAGUCCAAGAAGAAUCUUCUCAAAAUGGAUUCCCAGGUUUGGCUAUAACUCAAAAGUGCCCUUCCCUCUUUCGCUGUUACUUGCAACUCCCCGAGUUCUCCGUUGUUUCCCAACCCUGUAAAAAGAAGAAGGAAGCUGAGCAAUCUGCUGCACUUAUGGCUAUACAGAAGCUAGGCAUUGAUUCGCUGAAAAGCAGCCUCACUGUAUCAGAUGCAGCUGUUGAGUUGAUCUCUCGUCUCUCGUUUAUAUUUUCAAGUGAGUUCCUAUCAUCACUUCAUCCACUGAGCAGUCACUUAAAGGCGAUUUCUUACAGACAGGGUGAACUUAGUGGCUUUGUUCCUGUAUCUGUUUUAAUUGCUUGUGAUGCAAAGCUUGGAAAUUUAUGCAGAUCCAUUGAUGCAAGGGUUGAGUCAAAUCCUUUCUUGUCUAUACCUCUUGUCAUGAAAGCUGCAGCUAGAUUAACAGAAUUACUUAUUACCUUAGAGGAAGAUCUUUCGAUCAGGAGGAAGAAUCCUUAUCUCUCAGAUGCUAUAUUAGCAUUACCCUGCCCACGGUCAGACGUGACAAAUGAACCUUUGACAGAGGCUGUAUAUAUUCCAUUUUCCCUUGCUAAGGAUGUGAGAUCCCUUAGUAUAAAUUUGUAUCAGGAAGGCUAUUACCUGGAUGUUAUUGCCAAAGAGCUUGAUGUUGUUAUUGCUUCAAAAGUCCUUAUCUCUAGGACAAUCGGUAAAGCUUCGUCUGAGUCAAGACUGUAUUAUUCUGCUUCAGAGCCAAGUAAUUUGGAUUCAGUUUUGGUGUCUCAUGAAGCAAACGAGCUAUCUUAUUCUGAUAGUUCUUUCAAUGUCCGUGCUAGUUACAUGCUGGGACAACAUGUUUAUGGUAAUGCAAUUUUAGCAUCAGUUGGAUACACAUGGAGAGGUGCAGAGUUAUUCAAUGAAGAUGUAUCUAUGCGUUCCUAUUACAGGAUGCUUGUUGCGAGAAUGCCUGAUGGGCUUUACAAGUUAUCUAGAGAUUCUUUACUCAUAGCUGAUUUACCUGGGUUGUUUACCACUAAAACAAACUGGAGGGGCUCUUUGCCAAGGGAUAUCCUCUGUGCAUUCUGCCGUCAACAUAGACUCUCUGAACCUGUUUUCGAUGUUGUCUGCAACUCCAAUAAAUCUGAUCAUGACUCGCAUGGAUCAUGCAGUAACCUAUCAACUGAAAAGUUACGCACGGGAGUUGCAUCUAAAACUAGAGGAGCUCUGGCCACAAUUGGCCCAAAUUCAGCUAAAAUAGAAUCCUUUAGUUGCGGAGUUAAAGUGUUCUCAAAGAAUCACAAUUUAAUUCUUGAAAGUUCUCGCAUAGAUACUUUUAUGAAACAAGGGGAUGCAGUGCAGAAUGCUUCUCUGAGAGUUCUUUCCUUUUUAAACUUGUACUUCAAGCAACCAAAUAUGACUAUAGAGGAGCUGUGUUUACUUGGUGCUGAUUGUGAUAUACAAUGCCACUCCACAUGUUUUAUGAAGGAGUUUUCUCUUUGUCAACUAUUGCAUAAGGUUCAGCAGCCAAGUCAUUUACGAGGAGGCCACAAACUGAACACAAACCAUAGAGAUCCAUCAAAUGUUGUGUCCAUCUUCGAGAAUAAACAAUGGAGCAUACAAGGAGCAGCGUGUGGAUCCUUGCCGUCUAAUGGAUCUCUUGUCUCUAUAAGCUAUAGUGUAAUCUUGGUUUCUAAAAGCAUUCAAAUCCGAGAAAUACUGGAGAAAAGCGAUGAAUUUGAGUUUGAGAUUGGCAUAGGAGCAGUAAUUUCAUGCAUUGAAGCAGCUGUUUUGCAGUUGACAGCUGGACAAUCUGUUUGCUUCUAUCUUGACAUGCCACAAACAGAGCUAGUUUUGGCAGCGACUAUGGACUGUGAAAAAGUCCUUUCCUUUUUAUCCUCAAAAUCUUGUUUCUUGGAAUACUCCAUAACAGUGCUGCGAGUAACAGAACCUUUGGAAGAUAGAAUGGAACAGGCUCUGUUCAGCCCUCCGCUGUCAAAGCAGCGUUUGGAAUUUGCAUUACGGUGCAUUAAAGAAUUUUCUGCUACUUCUUUGAUCGAUUUUGGGUGUGGUUCUGGAAGUUUAUUGGAAUCGUUAGUUGAUACACCAAGCUCUUUGGAGAAGAUUGUCGGUAUUGAUGUUUCUCAGAAGGGUCUCAUUCGUGCUGCCAAGGUCCUAAAUUCAAAACUAGAUAAGUUGGAGGCUGUGAUGCUCACAUCAAAUAUUCAAUUAGCAAUUCUUUAUGAGGGUAGCAUAACUGAAUUCGAUUCUCGCCUGAGUGGAUUUGAUGUCGGUACAUGCUUAGAGGUGAUAGAGCAUAUGGAAGAGGAUCAAGCAUGCUUAUUUGGUGAUAUUGCACUCGGCUUAUUUUGCCCCAGGGUUCUGAUUGUCUCAACCCCGAAUUACGAGUACAAUGUUAUUCUGCAAAGGUCUAAUCUAGCAAGCCAAGAGGAGGAUCCAGAUGAUAAGGCAAAAGUACAACCAUGUAAAUUCCGUAAUCAUGAUCACAAAUUCGAGUGGACAAGACAACAGUUUGAUCACUGGGCAACUGGCUUGGCCCUGAAAUACAAUUACAGUGUCGAGUUUGGUGGAGUGGGAGGUAUACAGGGCGUGGAACCAGGGUUUGCUUCUCAAAUAGCAGUUUUCAGAAGAAAGCAACACGAACCUGUGAAAGAUUCUGGAGAAACCACACAUACUCAAAGCCAUUACAAAACAUUAUGGAAAUGGGAUGCUACUAAUUCGGUUGGCGAGUCAGGACCUUGCUCAGUUGAAUGCAACUGAAGAUCUAUAUGUUGAUUGCUAAUAUGUUAAAUGUGUUCUCAUCGACUUCGCUUCAGAACUUGUGGGUUGUUUCUACACUAUCAGAGGUCCUUUUCUUUUAUAUGGUCCUGGUCUCAUCCUACUUCAACUUAGAUUACCCACAACUUUUAACGUGACGUCUAAGUUGGCAUUUGUGGACACACUAAUUUAUUACAUAUAAUUGAUUUUCUGAACAUGCUUGGAGUAGGAAGUUUGUUAGGCUGUUGAACAGCCUGUUGGCCAAUCUCCUUGUAAUACAUGCUUUGGCUAAUACUGGGAAUUUAUCAAUGUUCCAGUUGAUGGUGGAAUUUCAUUA
Molecule: messenger RNA, 3390 nt
Organism: Beta vulgaris subsp. vulgaris (sugar beet)
Lineage: Eukaryota; Viridiplantae; Streptophyta; Magnoliopsida; Caryophyllales; Amaranthaceae
Product: small RNA 2'-O-methyltransferase
Exons: 9
Coding region: 144-3056 (970 amino acids)
Biological process (GO): piRNA processing; siRNA processing; RNA methylation
Cellular component (GO): cytoplasm; nucleus
Molecular function (GO): S-adenosylmethionine-dependent methyltransferase activity; O-methyltransferase activity; RNA methyltransferase activity
Source: RefSeq, a predicted model, not a curated record